AUGACGACCUCCGACAGCGAGCCUGCCGAAGAAGAAGGUUCAACGAUGCUCUCUUCAAAGACACAAGAACAACCAAACAACAAGAAACAACAACAACGAGAAAUAACAACAAUUAGUAUGGAGAAUAAUAACAACAGUACUAUGGCGCAACAAAAUCAUGAUGAUUUUUACUUGAAUGAAAGCCUUCAUGAUCGGUCUCCAACAGCGGAAGACAAUGAUGAUGAUCGCUGUUCAUCGGUGGCCACUAUUGGAAGUGCCAACACCAAUCAUGAUGACGACAAUGAUGAUGAGCAAUGGCCGGAUACAAACGAGAAGGGGUCACAUUCACCCGUACAACAACAGGCGGAGGCUCCUUUGCAAAAUGGUAGCAAUGAAACAACAACUGAUUCCCAUUCUCAUCAAUCAAAGCCUACAGAGGCUAUUAAUGGGAAUGACAUAAACAUGGUAGAAACGCUUUCUUCGUGCAAGCCUGAUCCACAAGAUUUAAUUCGGAUGGAAUAUGGAUUUGAUACAAAAUAUAGAAGAAUUAGUGAUCUAUACAAGGAAUCAAUGUCAAAGUAUUCCGAACAUGCUCAACAAAUUAUAGAAAUACUUGAUGGAGAAAUCUCCGUUUUGAAAUUUAUUCAAGCUCAUUAUGCAGAAUUCUUUGAUGAAUUUAUUUACUCUGAUUUUAAAUAUAGUAACAGCCAUUGGUUUUUACAUACACACAUGGUUGCAAUGUUGAAUUUAUCAACAUCACUAAAGGAAAUUGACAACUCAGAUCUUCUUUUAAAGCUCGGCCAGCUCAUUACUACUUCAAUUGAAUUUUAUUUAGAAAUCAUGGUACGGCGGCCUUUCUCUCUACUUGAAGCAAUGACAUCUGAAGAUAGUCAAUCAGAUCAAAAAUCUGGCUCUACUUCAUCGUCUACUGAGAAGUUAGACGAUACUGCUCCUAAUACUACUGCCUCACAAGAUAAGGAAAUGGAAAACAUCAGACAACAAAAGCUUAAUCACAUUUCAAAAUGUGUUUCUUUUGGAGUGGAUGUUUGUAGAUCUCUUACAAACCAAAAACAUGAACUCUACUCAAGAAACCUUCUGUAUUCAAGAGAUGUCAAAUUGUUUAACCAUGAAAAUAGUAUAUUUACAGAGCAUUCACAAAAAUUUCCACAAAGCUCAUGGAACGAAGACUUUAAAAAUUGUAUUUUUUCCACACCACGAUCAAAAUCCGAAAUUUUAUCCAAACUUUGUUGUAAAUCCAUUAACGUUUUUGGGCAGAGCGGAGGAUACCUUUUAUUUAUUAAUUUAUUGAGAAAGUAUAAGGAUUUACCUAUGAGAAUAAUUGAAAAGAUAAUUGAUACCAUUGCUUUUCAAACUCCUUAUUUGGUACCAAAGUGUAGAGAGAGCAUUAUCACAGCGUUGAUAGACUCAUUAUUUGUAUUUUUUGAUUCAUUAUCCGACGAGAUUUUAAAAGUAGAAGAACGGUUUAAAGACCUUAUUUUAAAUUUUAGAAACAAAAUUCUUGCAUGCUACACCGACGAGAAAUGUAUAGAUAUUUUUGACAGGUUGAAAUUGCAAUAUUUCUACAGACUUUUGAAUUGCUCCUCUGUUGAAAGGAAAAUGCUGGGAAUGAAUGAAAUAAGAGCUCAUGUAGAAUCACUCAGAAAAACAGAGGCAGGAUCCAAAGCAAAUUCGCCACAACUGAAUGGAAAUGAUCAACAACAGCCUCAUUCCAGCCCACAACCUCAACCUAUUUCGUUUAAGAAAGAACUACAUGUAAAAACCUUUUUAUCUUGGGUUGAUGAAAAGAAGUUUCUGCACUAUUUAUUCGAGACGGACAUUCACAGAGAAUUACUACGACAAGCAACUGUAAUUUUACAAUUUCUUGCUCAGUAUAAGGGUUUCACAAAAGAAGAGCUAGAUUUAAUAUGGCAAGCUUCUGUCGAUAAGCAUGAAGCUACUCAGAGAUUGAUAUUGUCUAUCAUAUCACUUCUAAUUCCAAGUUUGUCCUAUAAUGAUAUUUUACAUCUAUAUUCCAAAGUCGAACUCAUUUCUAUCGAGUCCAUCAACAAGAAAGACCAUUUCAUUGAGUUUUUAUCGCAAUUCACCAUAUAUGCAGUUAGCUCUUCAUAUGGAAGAGGCUCAAAAGACAAAAAGAAAAAUUGGUUUGCCUUAGACAUGUUAUGGAAACUUGCGAUAGGAGGAAAUAGAAAAGCUUUUGAGUGUCUAUCCGAUGUUUUCAAACAAGAUGCAUUCGAGGCAAUUCGUAAAGACUAUCUCAAAAGCUGUAUUGAGAUGUUAAAAACUCGAAACAACUCUAGUGGAGCAGUAUCUUUGAUGAAAACUUUGUUGGCUACGUAUUCUCUUCAAAAGAAAAAGAAAAAGCUAUCCACAUGGGGUAUCAUUUCUUCUAUUAAUGAAAAAACUCAUUUGAUGGAUCACUUUUUUUCAAACUAUGAAAAUCAAUUUCCUACAGACAUGGAAAACAAUGAACAGAAUGAUCAGGAGCUACGCGAUCAAUUAGAUUUUCUUGAAUUUGUGGUUAAAAACUCUCCGAUCAAACUAUCCUUUAAGCAAUGUAUUGUUCUUUGGUCACAUGGUCGAAGGGAAAUUGUUGUUCGCUGGUUAACAAAGAUGAGAGACAACUUUGUGGAAGAAUUUCAAGCCUUUGAUGAUGAAACGACAAUGCUUGUAUUUGAAGAACUCAUUUGCUCUCCAAGCAAAGAUACUUUCGUUCUUUACAGUAACAUGACCGAGACGGAAUUGGACUGCUUUUUAACGUUUUUUAUAUCGGUUAACAUAAUUCUUAAAAAGAUUGAAGUAGUUUAUGACAACCAAUCACAUGUAGAUAGUACUACUACCAUUCUCGAUCAGCAAUCAUCAAACGGAGGUAAAAAGUUGAUUUCUAAAAUUGUGGCUAAAGGUAAAGAAUUUUUAGAUCCCACCAUGCCCUAUCCUGAGACUGAACAAGAGACACCAGUGGUUAGAAAAUUGAAAAAGUUCGAAGUGAUUGCUGAAGAUUUGUAUGGAUUGAAUCACUUAUGGAAUAUUGUACUUUCUGCCAAAGACACCAAUGUACUGAGAAAAGCAAUUGAAAAUUUAAACAAUUUCAGAACAGACUAUUCGAAAGAUUUAAAAUCAAAUACUUCAUUGUUUAUGGAAAAACAUGUAUCUACUUGCAUGGAGCUGUUACAACUAUACAGCAAACUUGAUCAGAGAAAUGAUUCUUAUAUUGGAAAUAUUAUCACAGUACUUUUAGAUUUUAUUGUGCUUGUGAAUCAAAAAAGUGGUGGAGGAGGAAUUGGUAAAGGACAUGGUAUUAGUUUUUUGGGAUAUCCUAUCACGUUGAACAUUAAUUGCUUCUCAAAUUCAAGGUUUGUGAAAAUGGUUCCAUCCAAAAUGAAAGUGGGAACUCUACUUAGCAUAAUUGCUUCAGAGCUUGGGGACGAGAAUGCAUCUCAGCUCUUAAGAAUUGAAACAGAAAAUGGAGAUGACAUUACUCCUUUUAAAACAAAAAGUUUAGAAGAGCUUGGUAUCGAUUCUAGGGUUGAUUUGUAUGUGAAACCUUUGACAAUCAAAGAUGCCUCUAUUGCUAUCAUGAACACAACAAUGCAAAUGUUAGGAGUGCCAGAAUUAGGGGCUUUGUUUGUGUCUAGAAAUAGAUCAAUACCACAAAAGAAGAUACAACAGAAAAACUCUGAGAAUGGGUUUCCACUAACUUCCAUAAGCAACCAUGAUGUCGACACUGAUGAUGAUUAUGUUAUUUUAGAUUUAGAGGAUGGUCUCUACCCAGCAAACGUACUUUCCAGAGAGAAUAAUUUUUACUUGUUGUUUUCUCUUCUUGAUACAUCUCAUGAGGAAGUUGCCAAGAAAGCUUGGAUGCUACUAAUGCAUUUACCAACGAAUCAGAUCAUGUCAAAGAACAUUCUGAACAUAGAAACCAGUUCAAAGGUUGAUUGGGAAUCUGUACUUCCUGUUAAUAACUCUCACAAGCUACUUUAUUCGUUGCAAAUAUUAGAUACAAAGUUUCAGAAAAAGCUCACCCAAGAGUCAACCUUUUAUCAUAGCUUUAUCAAGUUAGGAGGAGUUUCACAUUUAAUUAAUGGACUACUUGCUUCCAAUGCAGAAAACAAAAGUCCACUCCACAAGCAGUGCAUGGCAUUGCUGCUCAAGCUUUUAAACAAAUUUAUUCCAAAUUAUGAGGAGCGGUUAACAGAUAUUUUAGAAUAUUUAUUGAGGACGAUUGGAAUGGUUUUGAUUGAUGAAAAAAAAGAAGAAAACAAUUCUCUUCCAUCAUUGUCCUAUCGCCAAACACCAGAAAUCUUUCAAUUCAACCCUAGUUUCACGAUGACGAAAGAGUAUGCUAAUUGCAUGCUGUACGAUUAUGGUUUGACAUCAAUUCAAAGAAUUGUGACAGCCAAAAAUGAUUUAAUGGCAUGGUUUUUGAACCAUGAAGAGUUGAAGCAUAUUACAAUACGAAGUUUAUUGUAUACAGCCGACGUAAACAUCAGAAAGAAGUUUUUAAGCACCAUUAUUGAAAUAGCCUCUAAGAAUGAGGAAGCAUGCAAGUACUUUAUUGUCAUGCUUUAUCGAAUGUUGAAAGAAGAAGACAUUGAAAAGUAUCAAGAUAGAUGCGAACAAUACUUUAUACUCCUUGAAAACUUAAUUGGUAGUAGACAUAGCAAUUUUACAGAGAUCAAAGAUGGCGAUAUUUAUGAGCUUGUUGAAAAAAUCAUUAACAGAAAUGUCGUUGAAGAGUCUCACUCAUCCCAACCAGAUUACAUUUUAAUUGGUCUCUUUAACAUUACAAGAGCUCUGUUAAAACUUUAUCCUUACAUCAAACAAACAAGUGCCUUGUAUGAGAUAGGAAAGAGAAUAUUUUACAAUUGUUUAUUUGAGGUACCAAAAUCACGUACAAGUAUCCAGAUUCCAAAAUGCAAGACAAGAGAAAGUAGAGAUGCUGCUUUUCAGUUUUUAUCAGAGUUAGCGGAUAAUUCUCCAACGUUUUUCUCAGAAAUGCUCUCCCUAUUAGAAAAGUACAUGUACGAGUGUGAACAACCAACAUUCUGGAACAUUGUGCCGAGACACUUGGAAAGAAAAAAACCUUUUGUUGGACUUAAAAACCAAGGUGCCACAUGCUAUAUGAAUUCAUUGAUUCAACAAUUCUUUAUGACGGUUCCUUUCAGAAAAGAAUUGCUACGAGUUAAUACUGACACCACAUCGAUAGUAGAAGAAAAGAUGCAAGACAAUGUCAACCUUCUCAAAGAGCUUCAAACCAUCUUUGCAUUUCUUCAAGAGAGCUCAAAAAAGUUUUACGAUACAAGACCAUUUUGUUCACUCUACAAGGUAGAUGGAAGACCAGUGGAUUGCUCUACUCAGCAUGAUGCUAAUGAGUUUUUCAAUCUUUUUACUGAUAGAAUUGAAGAAGCAUUGAAGUUUUAUGGUAAAGGACACUUACUAAAAGAUGUCUUUGGAGGUACUCUUUUGCAUCAAAUUAUUUAUGAUGAUAACGUUUCUGAGAGACCAGAAAAUUUCAAUAUUAUCAGUUUAGAGGUUAAAAAUAAGAGAAAUAUUAUGGAAUCUCUUGAUUUAUAUGUGCAAGGUGAAAUGUUGGAAGGAAAUAAUCAAUACUAUAGUGACAAGCUUGAAAAGCAUGUGGAUGCAUUGAAAAGAACUUUGAUUAAGGAUCUUCCAAAUGUUCUAAUUCUUCACUUGAAAAGAUUUGAUUUCGAUUUUAGUUUAAUGGUCAACAGAAAAAUUAAUGAUCGUGUAGAAUUUCCUCAUACCUUGAAUAUGGAGGCCUACACUGUUGAGGGAAUGGAAAGAAAAGAACAAAGAGGUAUAUAUGACAUUCCUCCAGCACAUCGACCUGAUGAAUACUAUCAAUACAAACUCGUGGGAGUCUUGGUACAUUCAGGAAGUGCAGAUUCUGGUCACUAUUAUUCAUUCAUUAUGAAUAGAGGAUCUGGAACUGAAGACAAAACAUGGUAUGAGUUUAAUGAUGAAGAAAUUAAUGUUUUUGAUACUGAGAAUUUGGACAGCGAGUGUUUUGGAGGUGUUGUGGAAAAUAACAUUAAUGGAAGAAAGACUUCCAUGUUCAGGUGCAACAAUGCAUACAUGCUCUUUUAUCAGCGUGUGCAUUUAUUGCAUGCAGAUUCUUUCAAUACCAGCUCUGAAACUUGUAAUCAACAGAGUGAUGCAGUUAUAGACAUGCCUAACUCCAUCAAAGAGAAAGUAUGGAAAGAGAAUGAAAAGUUUUAUCACUACAAGAACAUUUUCGAUGACUCGUUUGAUGCAUUUUUAUUUAGCUCCAUAAGCAUUUUACAAACAAAUGAUCAUGAACUAUUGACGAAGAACAUUUCACUGUCAUUAACCUAUGUACUCGAAUUUUACAUUCGUUCCUCCAAUCCUAAAAUAAUGAAAUGGAUCAUGUACCUGAAGGACACAUUCGAAAAGAACGUCACUCUGUGCAAAAUAUUUUUGACUAGCUUAUCAACCAACAAACAGAAUUGGCUGAUUCCAGCAAUAGUGUCAUGUCCUUCCCAAGAAAUCAAAGACUUAUUAAUUGAUUUAUUCAUCUCGUGCAUCAAGGCAUUGUAUCCUCAUGAAAAUCUGAUGGAAUAUUUGGAAAAUCCAAACCCAACUAAUGUGACAAUUAACAAGCAAUGUUGUAUUGGUAUAUUUAUUGACACUAUGAUCAGUAUGAUGGGCAUGUACACGACGUGGCGUUCUGCCACACAUUAUUUCCGAUUUCUUUACGAACUUUCCUCAUUUGCACCCUACAAUAUGAGAUUGUUUUUAAUCAAGAGACAAUUGAUAUCUAAAAUGAUACUCUAUAUGACAGGUCUGAAUCCAGAAGGACAAUAUGAACAAGUUUCAUUUUCCUCCCUGAAACAACCUCUCAUUACCAUGUCAAGUCAACUAUCACUUUCAUACAUGAUCGUUUCCAUCGCAUUCCUUGUGAAAACUUGUGAUGAUUCAAAAAUUGAAAACAAACCAACCAGUUUGAAUUAUGAUUUAUCAUCACCAAUCUCUGAGACGAAUCAAAGACAUGUCUUUACCUUACCAAAAACAGAUUUUGAUAAGCUAUUUAACAAGUCCUUUUUAACAUCAUUAAUGUCACUCAAUCUACGAUUAGAUGACAUUGCUGGUAUUUUUGCUCAUUAUUGUUGGGAAGAUGCAGAUUUUACAAGAUCUCUUGUCAAUCAUUUACUACAGUGCACUUUCCAAAAUGCUGUUAACGAAGCCUCUGAUCCUUUUAUUUCCAUUCUGGAAACCAUGUUGUUAAUUAACGAUUCAUUGCAAUCUCAACGAGUUAAAUUGAUUUUGGAUGCUUAUUUCACAAAAAUGGAACAAAUUACGGAUUCAAGAGUUUUAUUAUAUUGCUUAAAACAUUUAACACGAACUGAUAGAAAGAAUGAUUAUUGCACAGAAUGGUGGGAUAACCAUAUGGAUGCAAUUCUCAAAAUUACAUCAAAACAUGGUUGGACUUUAAAUAGGAAACGAUAA
Messenger RNA from Naegleria fowleri, 7485 nucleotides. RefSeq lists its product as uncharacterized. Gene Ontology annotation, biological process: protein deubiquitination. The transcript is spliced from 5 exons. Gene Ontology annotation, cellular component: nucleus; cytosol. Lineage: Eukaryota; Heterolobosea; Eutetramitea; Acrasida; Naegleriidae. Bases 1 to 7485 code for a protein of 2494 amino acids. Gene Ontology annotation, molecular function: cysteine-type deubiquitinase activity; cysteine-type endopeptidase activity. The record is from RefSeq and is a predicted model, not a curated record.